Molecule: messenger RNA, 2000 nt
Organism: Mytilus trossulus (common blue mussel)
Lineage: Eukaryota; Metazoa; Mollusca; Bivalvia; Mytilida; Mytilidae
Exons: 14
Coding region: 32-1876 (614 amino acids)
Source: RefSeq, a predicted model, not a curated record
GAUAGAUGAUUUGCAAGUAGAAGACAAGUACAUGAUUAAUUUCAACAUUAGCCUAUGUAUGGAAUCAGAUCGACCUUGUAUAAUUACUUCUCAAGUUUUAAAAGAUACAAAGAUACCAAAGUCUUACUGUUACUUUUCCACUAAUUCAGAUUUUUCUUUGGUAUCAUGGUUUUCGAGUUACAGACUUCCUAUAAUUACUGCCAAAGAAAUCCCUCCACAAUGGGCAAUCACCAAACUUCAGGAAGAUAUGGGGAUAGAACAAUACAUGAUAGGAAAAUUGUGUAACAUGGAUCUGAUUCAACAACCGCUUAUAAACGAAUGUUCAAAUCAGUUUCAAGAUAAUCCUCUUGACGAAAAUGGUGUGAAUUGUGUCAUGUCAUCAUGUUAUGGACUUGUAUGCUGUGUAGACACACCAAUACUUAACACAUCUGUUCAGAUAACAUGGGAAUUUUUUGAGUGUAGAAAUACAAUCCAUUUACAGAUUGAAAAACUACACAAAAAGUUGAAAAUUCGUAGUUCUGAUUUUGGAGCAGGCCACACGUUUUCAUUGUUAGGAAUUUUCAAGAUGUGGUACCAGAUAGACUCUGUUGAGAUUGAUAAUACAUAUGUUUUGAAUGUAAACAUAAGUGUUUGCUUCGAAAUAGACAGAUGUGAGCUCAAUUUGAAAAUUCUUAAAGAUCAUGUAGUUGACAGGAAGGUGUGUGAUUAUAGAACUGGUUUCCUAGAUAACUCUUUCAAACUAGAUCAGUGGAUAAAUGAUAGACUCGUUGAAUCAAAGGUUACCAACGACGAUGUUCUUGCAAAUAAAUUAAUGGUAGACCUAGGUGUUGAUGAUUUCAUUGAAAGUUCAAGUCAGUGUGAUAUUAACUUAUUACCAUAUAGUGAAGCUGUAAAUGGAUGGAAUAAUGACUGUCCAAACGACACUGCUUCAGUAACUGUAUUGCCGGACAACAUUAAAUGUUACAUGUCAGCUGCCUGUAAUAUGAUAUCUUGCUGUGUAUACGUUGAUAUAUUCAGACGUUCAGUGUUUGCCUCAUUAGAAGUUAAUACCUGUCAGUAUAUGUUGGUAGUUUAUUUAGAACAUCUCUAUUAUGAAGUCCAUCUUUUGAACUACCAAUGGGACAAAGAUGAAGAAGUCCAGCUACAUGGAGUUUUCAGACUAAUAUUUAGAGUGAGAAGCAUACCCUCUGAAUGUAAAUUUUCUGUUGAUGCUGAUAUCAAGGUUUGCUUUGAUCCUUCAAGUAAUGCAUGCCAGACUAACGUAUCUGUGUUGAAAGCCUCUGAUCUCUUGUAUACGGUGUGUUCCUCUGUCGAAGAAAGUGUUCCGUUUAAAGGAAUUUCUUUUGAUUUUUGGAAGGUGACAGAUUCAUCAAUUGUACUAAAUGAUAGAGCAUGUUCUGUGAUUAUUCCGAAUGCGAAAAAUGUAGAUUGUCAAAUGGCAAAAAAUUGUCAAGGCUUACAGUGUUGUGUUGAUGCUGAAUUUGUAAUUGGAGAAAGAAAUGUGUGUACAACUUUUGAAAUAAAUGUGUGUGAUGAGCUUGAUUACAGUAUAGAAAGGAAGAAGUUUCAAAGAAGCAUACUUACAGAUGAUGUAAUAUCUGAAACUAUAGGAGACGUAUUCCAGCUCAAUGUCAGUGUUGUUAAACAUCCAACUAGAUACAUAUUAACAGCAUCGUUACAAGUUCGUUACCUGACUUCUGGUUUACAGACUUUUGAAUUGUUUAAAGGUAUAGACAUUAGAAAUACAGUAUGUCAAGGGAAGAAGAAAAGAAGAAAACGUAGUUCCAAUAUUCUUGAUCCAAAUAAAAUGAUGCAAGGCUUAAGAAUGUUGGCCGGACAACAGGCAUCAGAAGGUGCUUAUCUAGACUUUUUUUAGAGCUGUUAAGGAAACAGAGAAUCAAAAGAGAAGUCAAAACUUUAGAGAGACUCAUAUUCCUGAGAGUGACAAGAAGACUGGUCCUAGGUCUUUAUUUAAAGCCCUAGGUAAGAACAAUCCUGCA